AUGAGCACUCCCGCUUGCCACUCUGUAUUCACUUCCAGGCAGCAACAGGAUGUACAACUUCGAUUCAUCAAGGACUCAGGCGUCUGUGAAACCACACCAGGUGUUGGGCAGAUGUCAGGAUAUAUCGACGUCGGGAAGAACAUGUCCAUGUGGUUCUGGUUCUUUGAAGCUCGCGAAUCACCGGAGACCGCACCUUUCACUUUAUGGUUGAACGGAGGACCAGGGUGCUCGUCUAUGAUCGGAUUAUUCCAAGAGAACGGGCCAUGCAAUGUCAACGCAGAUAGGACAACUACAACCCUCAACCCUUUCAGCUGGAAUAACCUCAGUAACAUGAUAUAUAUUGAUCAGCCCAUUGGCACCGGAUUUUCGCAUGGAGUGGAUACCGUCAAUAGCACCCUGUCAGCUGCACCGCCAGUCUGGACUGCGUUUCAGAUACUCUUUGAAAGCGGAGAGUUCUCUAAGUUCAAGAAGAGGGAGUUCAUUAUUGCCACAGAGAGCUAUGGCGGCCAUUAUGGCCCCGCUUUCGUAACAUUCUUUAACGAGCAAAACGCCAAAAUACGCAGCGGCCAAAUACAAGGCGAAGAAAUCAACGUCAGCGCUCUUAUGAUCAAUAAUGGCUGGUACGACCCACUAAUCCAGAACCAAGCGUACGUCGACUUCGCAACUAAUGCCCCUGGAUAUGGGCAGCUUCAAAGUGAUACGGUGAUUGCUCAACUAAACGAUGCGUUCUUCCGCCGUGGAGGCUGCAAGGAUCAGGAAGAAGCUUGUUUCGCUGCUGGUGACGGCCCUACGUCUGACAGGAUAUGCCGCACCGCCGACAAUUUCUGUGUCGAAAAUGUCUUCGCUCCAGCAGUCGGUGACAGGGAUUCAGACGACCUGCGACAGACAUCGCCUGCGUCUUUCCCGCCGAGCUUUUAUAUCAACUUCCUCAGGCUACCAGAGAUUGUGAAUAGAAUUGGUGCCGAAGCCACCUAUUCUCAGUGCCCCGAUGCACCGUUUGAGCUAUUCGCCAGGACUGGAGACGACGCAAGGACGCUUCUACCGCAACUUGCUGCCCUUGCUAACUCGGGGAUGAAGAUUCUUAUAUGGGCAGGAGACGCAGAUAUAAAUUGUAAUUGGCUUGGUGGGCAUGCAUCUGUACUCGCCAUGGAUUGGUUUGGGAAGGAGCGUUUGAACAAUACUCCGUUCACGAAUAUGACGAUUGACGGGGAAGCCGUGGCGGCAAUUCAGAACGUGGACAAUUUCUCGUUUGCGCGAGUCUUCCAAGCAGGCCACGAAGUGCCCGCGUUCCAACCAGCAGCGUCCCUCGAAAUAUUCAAGCAAAUCAUCAAUAUGGAGCAACUACACUCGGUAUAA
This is a messenger RNA of Pleurotus ostreatus (oyster mushroom), 1356 nucleotides long. RefSeq lists its product as uncharacterized. Gene Ontology annotation, molecular function: serine-type carboxypeptidase activity. Gene Ontology annotation, biological process: proteolysis. Gene Ontology annotation, cellular component: fungal-type vacuole. The record is from RefSeq and is a predicted model, not a curated record. NCBI's taxonomy places the organism in Eukaryota, Fungi, Basidiomycota, Agaricomycetes, Agaricales, Pleurotaceae. The coding region runs from base 1 to 1356 and encodes 451 amino acids. The transcript has 14 exons.